Molecule: messenger RNA, 4074 nt
Organism: Rhopalosiphum padi (bird cherry-oat aphid)
Lineage: Eukaryota; Metazoa; Arthropoda; Insecta; Hemiptera; Aphididae
Product: protein prune homolog 2-like
Exons: 2
Coding region: 546-1523 (325 amino acids)
Cellular component (GO): cytoplasm
Source: RefSeq, a predicted model, not a curated record
CCUAGAACAAUAUUACUCUAUGGAAAUCACCUUGCAGUUUUCUGACGAAAUCGAUAUCGGAGAUUAGCACCGUUCACGUUUUUCUUCCAAGCUUGUACUGCAUUUUCACAUAAUCUGCCCACCACGGCACCUCUACAUCCGUACGUCGGGCGAUAUUCGACCCUUCCGUCUUUCUCUUUUCUUGUCCCGAUGGGUUCUCAUCUCCUAUAGUAUAUAGGGAGAAUCUACUUACGGGCUACGACGUGUGAUUGAGUGUUGUGUGCCGAUACAUAUUUGGUCUUCGACGGUGCGCAUACGUCCGGUGUCUGUGAUAUAUCUUAGUGUCAUUUAGUUGUUACGUCGCUCUUGCUGACUGAUUAUGACCGGUUGUUGAACAAGCUCGACGAUGAAAUAAUAUUAAAAUACGUAUUGUAUUGCCGUCCAAAUACAAACGUACUCACCUUCGUUGCGAUAUACCCACAUCACGAUUCAAUCAUUACGUCCAAGGAUCAUUUGCCCGACCAUAAUAUUAUAAACACGUACCAGUCGUGUAAAAUACAUACACUAUGGACAACGAAAAGGACAUUGAGAGCAGCCAAUCAAUAAAUUACAAUAUGGAGGAUAUUUCUCAACCAGAUUUGCUGUGCCAUACCUAUGCAGUUGAUUCUCAAAUGACAAGUAAAACACAUUUAGACAUAAACCAUUCAUUGUCAUUUAGUAAUGCUUCUUGUGAACAUUCUAAAAUGCAAGAAGAAGAAUGCGCUUUUUUAACAAAUAAUCUACAAAGUGUUCAUUUGACACGUGACAAUCCAUUAUCCAUUAAUCUUCCAUCACGGAGACGUCGAUUGAUACCUAUCAAUAAUAAAGCUAAUGAUUAUGAUUAUGAAUCAAGUUCUGGUAGUGAAUUCAGUGAUAAUACUGACAGAUUCUUGAAUGUGGACCUUGGAACUAAAUCAAUACCUGAAUUAACAGCUGAAGAAGAACUCAAAGAUGAGCGUAACUGGAGAUCUUGUACGGUAACUGGUGUUGUUAGUAAGAUUGAUAUGAAAGUAAUUGAGCCUUAUAAAUGUGUACUAUCACAUGGUGGUUACAUGACAACUGGUUCACACAAUGCUAUUAUUGUAUUUAGUGCAUGCUAUUUACCGCAUCGUGAUCGUGUAGACUACAAUUAUGUUAUGAAUAAUCUAUUUGCAUAUGUAGUUUCAACAUUGGAUCAAUUAGUUACAGAAGACUAUGUUCUGGUAUAUCUACAAGGGGGUACUUCAAAGGAUUGUGUUCCAGGUUUCUCUUGGCUGAAACGUUGUUACAAGAUGAUUGAUAGAAAAUUAAGGAAAAAUUUGAAGUUUUUGUACUUGGUUCAUCCAACGUUUUGGUUAAAAACACUUGUAUUAAUGAUCAAACCAUUUGUAAGCUCAAAAUUUGGUAACAAGAUACAUUUCAUCAACAGUUUAGAUGAACUCUAUGAUUGUGUGCCAGUUGAAAGAGCUAGUAUACCAGAUAGGGUGAAACAAUUUGAUUGUACAAAAUCAAAUUCUCACAAGUAAUAUUAAUUUCACUAUAUAACUAUUUAUUAAUAUUAUUACUAUUAUUUACAAUUUUACCUUACCUAUAUACUAUCCUAUUUUUAUCAGUUUGCAAGUCCAGGAACACAAAAGUUAUAAGAUUUAUAACUUUUAUUUUUAUUUUUUAUGAUCUGUAGUUGUAUUAUUUAUUCUAAUUUUUUUUUUUGCACUUAUACUUAAAUCAUAGAUGACUUAAAAUGUAAGAUUGACUAAUUAAUUACAAUAUUAUACUCUUAUCUAUGCAAAACUGUAUAAUAAAACACUAAUUACAUCCUAACAUACACAUUGAAAUAAUUUUCAUCGGGUGAUUACAUUUUAUCUUCAGAAAGUUCUUUUUAUAAUUAACACUUGUUUAAAUAAGAAUAAUUUAUUACAUGUGGAAUUUAAAAAAUUUAUAUAUAUUUAAAAUUAAUCAAUGACUGUUAUGUAUUAUAUUUAAUAAUACAAUGUAUAAAGAAAAAAUUCAAAAAUAUAUGUUUAGCUUUAAUAGUUUCAAUAUUAUAGUUAAUUGCCUUAAGUAACAACAUUUAAAUAUUUUAAAUUUUUAAGGUUUACCUAUAAGUAUCAUAAUAACACUUCUAACUAUGUUGUAACUUUUAUAUUUGAUAAAAGAUAAAAUCACAGUUAUAUUAAAACUAAUAAAACUAAAUUUUAAUUUUCAAUAUUACACUCAUAUAAACGGGUGCGGCAUUCUUCUAUCACUUAAUUACUUAAAACUUUAAAUUGUUUUUAUUUUUCACUACUAAAUUACUAAAUUAUUUCUGAUUCAAAAUAUUCAUGAACAAUUUUAAUUUAAUUAUCAUAAUAUAAAAAAAUGUAAUAAUUAGCCAUAGGUAAGAAAUAUUAUGGUUACCAGUAGUAAAUUACUUAAGUUAUAUAAAUUUUAAACUAUUUUUUCCCAUUCUAGUCCAGUAAUAUACAAUAAUAUUUAUAGUAUAUAUUUGUCUAAAUGUUAGUAAAAAUAAUAGUUAGGAAACAAUUAUUUUUAAUCAAAUGAUUAUUGAGUUAAAAUUUUACACAGAGAAAAAAUAUUCUUAUAAAUUAAGUUCCUGGGCUUAACAUACAAACUAUAAAAUGUAUUAAUAUUAUAUAGUAUUAUUUAAAUACCUAUCUAGUCUAAUUUAUUAUUAUUAUGCUCUCUUUUUGUUAGUGUACUUUUGUGAUAAUCUUGAUCCUAGUUAAUAAAUAUUUUUUUCAGUAUUACAAUAUCAUAUUUAAUUUUUAUAUUAAUAUGCACUUUUAAAUUGUUUUAUAUUUUUUGUUUGUAUUUAUAAUGAUUAUGAUAUCCUGAUUGAUUUUCAGAAUAAAAUAUUCAGAAAUAGUGUUUGACAUUUUUUCCAGAAUAAUUUGUAGUAUUAAAAUUGAAUUUGAAGCAAGACUUUCAUAGACUUUUAGAUGCCUCGUGCCUAUAAUAAUAUAUAUUAAGAAUCAAAAGGAGAGAUAUAAGACAUUGAAAAGUUAAAUGUUUUCUUUAAUUAUUUAUCUUUGUAUUGAGACAUUUCUAUGUAUAUUAAUAUGUAUUUUACAUCAUUUUUUUUAAAUAAUGUGAAUAAGUGAAUAUUGCAACCAUAAAAAUUAUUAACUAGGAUUAUUAUUCCAAAAACUAUUUAAUAUUUCAAAACACUUUUUUACAGUAGAAUUUAAUAUUAAUUAGUCUUAAAUUAUUUCUGUGUUGUAUUGUUUUUUGUUUUUUUUUUUUUUUUUUAUCGUAUCAAGAAAAGGCACAAAAAGACUGUUAUUAUUGCUGAAUUGACAGCAUUUAUUUUAUUAAACUAUAAUAACUACUAUAUUAUGUAAAUCAAAACAAAAAUAAUACAAUGUUGUAUGUAAUUCUGUUACUCAAUAUUAAAAUUAACAUAUUUUUUCUUAGAUGAAAUUGAACAUGUUUACUAUUAAGUAUAAUAUUAUAUAAUUUAUUGUAUAAUAUAACCAAUAUGAAUUCAAAAUUAAAUAAAUUUAAAAAAAUCUAAUUCAAGCUGAAAUGCAGUUCUAGAUUUUUUUUUUGUCUAGUAGGUACUUUCCUUUUUAAUAUUUUGUUGUAUACUAAAUCAUUAUACAAAAUUAAUAAUCUAGAUGUAAAUUUAACACCUAUUGUAUUUUAAUUCUUAUUAUAUGUAACUGUAAAAAUUAUUGUUCAGGUUAAAUAUUGCUACAUGCCUACAUAGGACAAUGCAAUUUAUUGCUGCACAAUAUUUUAUGAUAAUGUUUGUUCUUUUGAUAACCUUUUAGAAACAAAACUACUGUCCAAUUUUAAUUUUAGCUAGAUUUAUAUUGUUACAUAAACAUUUAAAAGACUGACCUUGAACAAUGGAUUAUUGCCAGUAACUGCCAAAUUGUUCAUAAAAAUAUUUAAGUUAGUUACAAUACAAUCAAGGUUAAUACACCAGCCUACAUACAUGCUAUAAUCUUCUACCCAAUAAUGUGUUCAACCUGAGACUUAAUCAUGGUCUAUAGACCAUAUUGUACUGAAUUGAGUCGGUAUGACUUGUUAAUUAUUUGCCUUGCUUUCCUUCAUUAAAUGAAAUUUCAAUUA